AUGGUAUUUAAAUGCCAAGAAGAUAGCUUUUUAAAAGAGUUUACUUCUAAAGUGGUUAAAUGCGAGUCAACUACGGAGCCAGUAGUAGAAUAUGGCAAAUCAACAAAAUUCCAGGGUUACCAAAUAACAGUUGAGAACACAAUUCUUUUCCCAGCUGGAGGUGGUCAACCACAUGAUUUGGGGUGGCUAAAUGAAGUAAAAGUCUUGCAAGUUCUUCGAAAGGGUGAGGAAGCUCUUCACUUCACCAAGGAGCCAAUUGAAGUAGGAACUAAUGUGACUCUAAAAAUAAAUUGGGAAAGGAGAUUUGACCACAUGCAACAACAUUCAGGACAACACCUGCUGUCAGCUAUAUUAGAGAAAGAGCAUGAUUUACCAACAACAAGCUGGUGGCUUGGUUCUGAUGAUAGUUACAUUGAAAUAGAUAUACCAAGUGUUGAUCCCAAAAUAUUACAAAACGUAGAAAAAAGAUGUAAUUCAUUAAUACAAACAGCAUUACCAGUUAAAGUUAAGUUAUGUAAAGCAAAUGACCCCAAUUUAGAUAAGGCACAUUUAAGGGGCUUGCCUAAUGACUGUAUGGACACAAUCAGAAUUAUAUGUAUUGGAGAUGUUGAUGAAAAUAUGUGCUGUGGUACCCAUGUGUCAAAUUUAAGUCAAUUACAAGUUAUUAAACUGUUAGGUGCAGAACCAGGCAAGAAAGGAAAGACUAAUUUGAGAUUUUUGGUUGGAAAUCGUGUAAUAAACAUUUUCCAAAAUAUGUUGGACAAGGAGAAAGCUCUAACUGUCAUAUUGAAAAACGAUCCUACAAGACAUGAAGAACUUAUUCAAAAAUUGCAGAAAAAUUUUAAAACAGUUAACAAAAACCUACAAAAUGUCCUUACUGAAUUGGCUCAGUAUGAAAUUGAGAGGGUUAUAAACAAUCAACCAAAGCCUAAAUAUGUGUUUAUGUUUAAAAAAGAAGCAACACCAGAAUUUAAUAGGGCCAUAUGUAAAGGAUUGGAAAAGGAGGGGCUGUUUAUAUUUUGUGCUUCUGAGGAACCUGAUAAACCUAAAGAAGGACAAAUUAUUAUACAAGGACCAGAGGAACAUUGUAAUGUAUUAGGAGCACAGAUAACAGAGAUUUUAAAAGGAAAAGGUGCAUUUAAACAUGGGAAGUUUCAAGGAAAGGCUUCUGACUUAAGUGGUAUCAAUAAAUGUAAGAAACUAAUAGAAGAUUAUUUUAAUGACCUCAACUAA
Messenger RNA from Pieris macdunnoughi, 1233 nucleotides. The record is from the annotation of a GenBank genome assembly. Lineage: Eukaryota; Metazoa; Arthropoda; Insecta; Lepidoptera; Pieridae.